GAAAAUUUACAAAAUCAAAAUGUUGGCUAGGGCUUUGAGAUCUGAAUCUGCUUCAGCUUCAGCUAGAUUGGGCAGCACGAGAUUGAUUCAUCUUCGUUCCGCCAAGACACGUACGGCUAAUUCGAAGAGCUUACCUUCUUUGGGUGAAGGUACUUUUUUAGGAGAUGAAUUGAAAUUGACAAGUGGGUUUCAUUAUAUCAAAACCUUAGAUGAUGCCAUUGUUUUGUUCGAUGAAAUGGUUCGAUCUCGUUCCUUGUACUACUCGGCUAUCGAUUUCAAUAAAGUAAUAGGUUUGGUAGUGAGAAUGAAUCGUCCCGAUGUUGCGAUUUCUCUCUAUCAGAAGAUGGAACUGCGCAGGAUCCCAUUUAAUAUCUACAGCUUCAAUAUUCUGAUCAAAUGCUUCUGUGACUGUCGUAAGUUGUCCUUUGCUCUGUCUACGUUUGGAAAGAUGGCCAAACUUGGUUUCCAGCCCGAUGUUGUUACGUUUAACACGCUGCUCCACGGGUUAUGUCUAGAAGAUAGGAUCUCUGAAGCCGUAUUUUUGUUUGAUCAAAUGGCUGAAAUGGGAUGUACACCCGAUGUCAUAGCGUUCAACACACUCAUGAACGGUCUUUGCCGUGAGGGUCGAGUUCUCGAAACACUAGCUCUUGUUGAUCGGAUGGUAGAAAAUGGUCAUCAACCUGACAUUGUUACUUAUGGAGCAAUCGUAAAUGGAAUGUGCAAGAUGGGCGACACUGAGUCAGCUUUGAAUCUUCUUAGGAAGAUGGAUACAAACCACAUCAAAGCCCAUGUUGUAAUCUAUAACGCCAUCAUUGAUCGUCUUUGCAAAGACGGACAUCAUAGCGAUGCUCACAAUCUCUUCAGUGAAAUGCAUGAGAAAGGAAUAGUGGCAGAUGUGUUUACCUACAACUGUAUGAUAGACGGGUUUUGUAGCUUUGGUAGAUGGAGUGAUGCUGAAAAAUUGUUGCGUGAUAUGAUUGAUAGGCAAAUCAAUCCUGAUGUUGUAACUUUCACUGCAUUGAUCAGUGCAUUGGUCAAAGAAGGGAAGUUCAUUGAGGCUGACAAAUUGUGGGACGAGAUGCUCCGUAGGGGUAUAUAUCCUAAUACAGUCACAUAUAACUCAAUGAUCCAUGGAUUAUGUCUAGAAGAUAGGAUCUCUGAAGCAGUAGCUUUAUUUGGUCAAAUGGCUGAAACGGGAUGUACACCCAAUGUCAUAACAUUCAACACACUGAUGAACGGUCUUUGCGGCCAGGGUCGAGUUCUGGAAGCAGUAGGUCUGCAACAAAAGGAUCAUCUAUCAACUAGAGGAUGAAUAAAAAAGAAUGGAAGACUUUACAGUUUUUAAAGUUUUUAUUCCAUACGAAUUCAAAUUUGUUAUAUCGGAUAUCUAUCAUCCUUCUUGGUCUUCUUGCAAACAUGUAGAGAUUGGUCAGCUUUUGUGUGUGUUAGAUUUUAUAUCAAACGUUUGCGUUUUGUUGGUGUUAAAUAAUA
Molecule: messenger RNA, 1491 nt
Organism: Camelina sativa (false flax)
Lineage: Eukaryota; Viridiplantae; Streptophyta; Magnoliopsida; Brassicales; Brassicaceae
Molecular function (GO): mRNA binding; protein binding
Source: RefSeq, a predicted model, not a curated record